UUUUUUAACCGGUAAAAAUGGCGGAGUACGACCUAACAACCAGAAUAGCCAAUUUUCUGGACCGACACCUGGUUUUCCCGCUGCUGGAGUUCCUGUCCGUGAAAGAGAUCUAUAAUGAGAAGGAACUCCUCCAGGGAAAGCUGGACCUCCUCAGCGACACCAACAUGGUGGACUUCGCCAUGGAUGUUUACAAAAACCUGUACCCGGACAAGGAAAUCCCGCACUGCCUGAGGGAGAAGAGGAGCAGCGUGGUGGCCCAGCUGAAGCAGCUGCAGUCGGAGACGGAGCCCAUCGUCAAGAUGUUCGAGGACCCGGAGACCACCCGGCAGAUGCAGUCCACCAGGGAUGGGAGGAUGCUGUUCGACUACCUGUCAGAAAAACACAGCUUCCGUCAGGAGUACCUGGACACGCUCUACAGGUAUGCCAAGUUCCAGUAUGAGUGCGGUAACUACUCCGGGGCGGCUGAAUACCUCUACUUCUUCCGGGUCCUGGUUCCGUCCACAGACAGGAACGCUCUGAGUUCUUUGUGGGGGAAACUGGCCUCUGAGAUCCUGAUGCAGAACUGGGAGGCGUCCAUGGAGGAUCUGACCCGUCUGAGGGAAACCAUCGACAACAACUCGGUGAGCUCUCCCCUCCAGUCGCUGCAGCAGAGGACCUGGCUCAUCCACUGGUCUCUGUUCGUGUUCUUCAACCACCCCAAAGGCAGAGACAACAUCAUCGACCUCUUCCUCUACCAGCCUCAGUACCUGAACGCCAUCCAGACAAUGUGUCCGCACAUCCUGCGCUACCUCACCACGGCGGUCAUCACCAACAAGGACGCGAGGAAGCGGCGGCAGGUGCUGAAGGACCUGGUGAAAGUCAUCCAGCAGGAGUCGUACACCUACAAGGACCCCAUCACCGAGUUUGUGGAGUGUCUCUACGUGAACUUUGACUUCGACAGCGCGCAGAAGAAGCUGAGAGAGUGCGAGUCGACACGGUUGUCCUCAUUGUCUCCUCCCUCGCUCCAUAGCAUGCUAGCAGACAAGCUGAACAUGUCUCCCGAGGAGGCGGAGCGGUGGAUCGUCAAUCUGAUCCGAAACGCCAGGCUGGACGCCAAGAUCGACUCCAAGCUGGGUCACGUUGUGAUGGGGAACAACGCCGUGUCUCCGUACCAGCAGGUGAUUGAGAAGACCAAAAGCCUGUCUUUCCGCAGCCAGAUGUUGGCCAUGAACAUGGAGAAGAGGACGGCCCACGGCGGCAGGAACGAGGUAGAGCAUCCCGGCGUCUCCCUCUCUGGUUCCUCCUGCUUCGGUGUGAGAUGAAUAAACGUCACCAUG
Cyprinodon variegatus (sheepshead minnow) is the source of this 1316-nucleotide messenger RNA. It is a transcript of the gene eif3eb, whose product is annotated as eukaryotic translation initiation factor 3 subunit E-B-like. Gene Ontology annotation, cellular component: nucleus; eukaryotic translation initiation factor 3 complex; cytoplasm. The record is from RefSeq and is a predicted model, not a curated record. The transcript has 11 exons. Gene Ontology annotation, molecular function: translation initiation factor activity. NCBI's taxonomy places the organism in Eukaryota, Metazoa, Chordata, Actinopteri, Cyprinodontiformes, Cyprinodontidae. Bases 18 to 1301 code for a protein of 427 amino acids. Gene Ontology annotation, biological process: translational initiation.